Messenger RNA from Pollicipes pollicipes, 3000 nucleotides. RefSeq names its product putative inorganic phosphate cotransporter. Gene Ontology annotation, cellular component: membrane. Gene Ontology annotation, biological process: transmembrane transport; monoatomic anion transport. The record is from RefSeq and is a predicted model, not a curated record. Gene Ontology annotation, molecular function: transmembrane transporter activity. NCBI's taxonomy places the organism in Eukaryota, Metazoa, Arthropoda, Thecostraca, Pollicipedomorpha, Pollicipedidae.
AUGCCGAAAGGCCGGGGCGCGCGCCACACGCUGGCCCUGUUCGGCUGCCGGGGCCUAUUCGUGUCGUACGCGCUGCGGGUCAACAUGUCGAUGGCAAUCGUGGCCAUGGUGAACGGCACGUGCGCUGGCUCUGACGGCGACCUACAACAGCACCCCCACCGGCGACGAACGACUUCUGCCCGGGCAAACCGCAGCUGGCAGCUGGGACCCGAGCUGCCUGAGGACGGCCCGUUCGUCUGGAGCGAGCUGACCCAAGGCGUGAUCCUGAGCGCCUACUUCGCCGGCUACACGGUGUCCCAGGUGCCCGGUGGCCGGCUGGCCGAGCGGGUCGGCGCCGUGCGCACCCUGGCCGGUGGCAUCGGCGCCACCGGCCUGCUGACCCUGCUGACGCCCGUCUGCGCCCUCUACAGCCUCCACGCGCUGGUGGCCGUCCGGGCUCUGCAGGGACUCGCCAGUGGCGUGGUCACUCCGGCCGUGCACUGUCUGCUCGCCCGCUGGGUGCCGCCGCUGGAGCGGAGCCGGAUCAGUACAUUCGUCUACGUCGGCAAGCAGCUGGGCACGGCCGUGACGAUCCUGGUGGCGGGCCCGCUGGCCAGCUGGAGCUGGGGCGGCGGCUGGCAGGCCAUCUUCUACGUGACAGGAGGCCUCAGCCUGGUCUGGUGUGUGCUCUGGCUACUGCUGGUGCACGAGAGGCCCGCCGACCACCCCCCGCAUCACCUUCAGGAGAGCGCGUCUACAUCUACACCCUCACCAGGCAGACCCUUGGACUUCCCGUGGAAGCAAGCUCUCCUGUCACGACCGUUCCAAGCUCUGGUCGUGGUCCACUUCUGCGAGAACUGGGGCGACUACCUCAUCAUGACGGAGCUGCCGACGUACAUCAGCACAGCGCUGCGCUACCCACUCAACACUAACGCCAUGUUCUCGGCGCUGCCCCAGCUGGCCAAGGUGGCGUUUGCCGUGGGCGUGUCGUUCGUGGCCGACUGGAUGGCGCGCGGUCGGCUCAGCCUGACUGCCAACAGAAAGCUCUGGAACUCGGUCGGCCUGUACAUUCCGGCGCUGGCGCUGGUUGGAGUUUCCUUCGCAGGGUGCCAUGAUGCUCUUGUCCUUUCUCUGAUGGUCGUCACAGUGGGCUUCAACGGCGGCGUUCUGUCAGGCUACAACAUCAACCACAUGGACCUGGCGCCCAACUUUGCCGGCACGCUCAUGGGCCUAACCAACUGCGUGGCCACGCUGGCCGGCGUGCUCGCGCCGUUCCAGGCAGGCUACGUCCUCAACCAGCAGCCAUCCCUGGCCAACUGGCGAACGGUGUUUCUGACGGCGGCCGGUCUUUUCGCCUUCGGCAACACCGUAUUCUGCCUGUUCGGCUCGACCCAGCUGCAGCCCUGGAAUGACCCCCUGCCGACGCCCUGUCUGCUGGUGGAGGAGGACCAGCAGCAGAUCCAGCGCAGGGUCCGGCAGACGGCUGUCCUGUAACCACAGUGUUCGUGACCCCACACAAAGGCGCUCCGAGUGGACGAUCACGGGUCCAUUUUGUAUGCUUCCAGAGGCGUAUCCAGGCUUUGGUAUCGGGGAAGCUGCUACGGCUACGGCUAUGGAAUGGCUUUGGUAUAUAGGGCAGCGCAUCACUGCCGCAUCGUUGAUUAGUCUCGUCUUACGGAGGUGUUGCCAGUAGUUUAGAGGCCACAACUCCUGAUCGCGAUACGAUGUGCCCGCGGUUCGCCAUUGUCGCCACCCACAGCAGCCACCCCACUGAUGAGGGCGGGGUGUGACGGCUCCGGCUCGCCUCUCAACGGGGAACCUUCAGCCGGCUCGCAGCGGACUAAGCCGCGGGUGCAGUGGCAGCGGUGCCAGACCGAUGCCAAUGGCGUCCUGUCGCCGCCGUACUUAAGGAGCGGCCACUCGCCCCCGCCUGGUACGCUAGCGCCUCGUGCCAAGCUCCAGCGCCUCGCCAGCGCCUGGUGCGCUGGCGCUGACGCCAAGCGCCAAGCAAGACAGUAUGCUUUGAGCGGGCCAGCUGUAACCAGAUGCGCGGGGCAAGUGGUCUGCGGGUCUGUUGAUUGUGAUCUGUGGGUCUGUUGAUGUCGCCAUUCAUCAUGCGCGGUCGCUUCGCUUUCGAUGACAAUUUGUGGAUGAAAGCUCCAUGGCUGAGAAGCAAGAGGCCGCGAGACAAAGGCUUCUCCACAGAAGAACGGGAGAACAAGUGCUACCGCUUAUUUCGUAAUUUAACAUUAUGCGCCAGUAGCCUCUCACGAAUGUCAUCUUGGAAGCGAUUAAAUAGCGCAGAAAUCGCUCAACCAAGGCUACUAACGAGACGGUGGGGUCCCAGGAAAGAGUUACGCUCAUGCGUGUGUGACAUGCAGCUCGAAUUAAGUCGAUGAUGUUCACGGCGCACAGGUCUCAAAGGCAUCCAGCCGUAAUGCGGGAGUAUCUUUACCUGAUCGCGAGAGAUAAGCGAGAACACAGACAUGUACGAUGGAUCAUUGACUUCGCUGAGAUGUGCAUGAUUGUGCAAAGCCGCUUGCGUUGUGUGUUUAACGACAUGAUUUGCCUUCCGACGUACUCCAGCUGAAUGACCUCUCGUUUGGCUUGUCGCUUACGUUUGAUUUUUAGACGAGUACCUGUUACUGCGCGUAGCUCUAUUUCGCCAUCAGGCCACAUGGGCCUGCCGACGAGAGACGUGCUCUAGAUACACCGCAGGAUGUACUCACCUCACUCGUCGAGCGCUGGGCGAGCUUCCGUGUCGCUCAGGUAAUGCCACUGGGCAUUACCACACCGUUAUAUUAUGGUAUAUGUAUUUGUAUUGCCGUCGCGAACUUGCCGACAGGAGAUGUGACCAGCCAUGUCUACGUGGCGAGUGCUGUUGAUCGCUGCUCUGUGAUAUGCAAAGCAUAUUGGGGCAAUAUGCUGUUGCCAUGAAAUCGAGCUUUGUUAUUAACUUUCGAGGAAGGACGUUUGGGAAAUGCUGUGUUUGCAAUGCUAUCACGCUUAUGGUCCCACAUA